Columba livia (rock pigeon) is the source of this 2994-nucleotide messenger RNA. It is a transcript of the gene TNFAIP8L1, whose product is annotated as TNF alpha induced protein 8 like 1. The coding region runs from base 1717 to 2277 and encodes 186 amino acids. Lineage: Eukaryota; Metazoa; Chordata; Aves; Columbiformes; Columbidae. Gene Ontology annotation, biological process: negative regulation of TOR signaling; regulation of apoptotic process. The transcript has 2 exons. Gene Ontology annotation, cellular component: cytoplasm. The record is from RefSeq and is a predicted model, not a curated record.
CAGGCACUGCAGAAGGAGCAGGUCGUGGUUUUGGGGGGCUAGGGAAGAACUGCCACUGCUUCGUGCCUCAGUUUCCCCCCAGGAGCAGCGCUCGUCCCCCUGCUCCCCAGCAGGAGAGGGCUGCGGGGUGUUAUUCAGCGCCGGGAGCGGAAGGUUAAUGUGUUGUUACAGUCACUAAUUAGGAGCCGUGGGCGUGUGGGGCAGUUCCUAUUUUUCACGGCUCCAUCGCUGGAGUUUGCACUCGCUUUAUGGCUACAGGUGUGCAAAUUCUGAUUUAUCAGGGCACUGCUCCCUGCGGGGAGCACAGGACACCCCACAACCACUGUGGGACAGAAGGGAGGGGACAACCAGGGUGACAACACCGCGGCAAAGCCCUUUUUAAAGAGGGAAGAUGGAGCCGUGUGGGCUCUGCCCGUCCCUCCGGGCUCGGCUCUCGCGGCACCUUGUGGAUGGGGCCGUCUGCCUAAAAUGAGCCCAAGCUGCCGACAGCUCAGCGAGAGCAGCCUCUUCUUUGUAAUUUCUCUCUUAUUAAGCGCGAGAGCCUCGGCUCGAAGCUCACGCUGGCAAAAAUCAAUGUUUCCACGUCGAGGGAAAUACUUACAAACCUCUGUCGUUUUCCUAAGGGCUGUAAAUAACGCUGCGUGUGGCACUUCGCGCGGUGCCGCUGACGGCAGCUCCGUUACCGCUCGCUUCAAUUCACGCCCUCGCAAAGCAUCGGUCGGGCUCGGGGAGCCAGUGGCUGGAAUGUUCUGGGGCUCAGUGUGCACCGUCCUUGCACGACGGCUGCAUUUGCACCACGGCCCUUGCACGACGGCUGCGGUGAGAAGGACCCUGGGCACUGUUUGCUCCCCAGAGCCUGGCGUGUGCUCCGUGGCAGGAGCAGCGGGAUUGAGGGUCCAGGGACGGGGUGGUGGUUGGUGACAGGGACAGACUCGGUUCUAGGCUGGAAUAACCACUGUGGCUGCAGAUGAGACCCCCCUCCUCUUCUCCUCUCCAUAUCCCUGGCCGACUUAUCCAUCCGUUCUCACCCCAGCAGCGUGCUUGAGCUUCAAUAGCUCCUCUCCCAUCCCUGGUGGCGCAUUCCUAGUGCAAUCCCACCCCUUCCCCGCUCUCGCUGCCCGUGCCGCACACAUAAAGCAACCCCCGUCCUUGCCCAUCCAUCCUGGCGCAGGAGCCACUUGUUCUCCUGCUGUGUUUCACCUUCCCCGUGAUUUGUAGCUCUGCGAUUUUACGGGGCGAGAUGCCUCUCCAGGGUCGGCGGCGUUUUAUUCAUUCGCAGCGGUUUUUAAAGCCAUCAUCUGCCUGAGACGGUGGGUUUGGUCCCACCAGGAGUUGGGCUGUAGGUGAGGGGGGGGUGAGGUUUCUACCUUGCUGAAUAAUUCACCCCGGUGUGAUGCUUGUGCUGCUCCAGAGGACGCUGAGACGGUGACAGAACAAGUCUGAGCUCUGGGGAAAAAGGGCUUUGACACGUCGGUGGGUGCUGCAAACCGGCCGCGCGGCUCCGGCCUCGGCAAGCGGCGGGCCGGCCGCGGCACGUGGCUGUGCCGGCUGCCGCGGUGACUCAGCCAUCACCUGGGUUUGUCCCCAGCUCACCCGGCAGGAAGUGAGUCAGGUUUUAAGGAAGAAAAAUGUGAAAAUGAUGGGGCAAGAGUCCUUCCGGCACGGGGAGGAAGGGCGGCGCCGGGCACGGGACGGGACGGGGAUGGAGGCUCAGAGAUGGACACCUUCAGCACCAAGAACCUGGCCCUGCAGGCCCAGAAGAAGCUCUUGAGCAAGAUGGCAACCAAGACCAUAGCCAACGUCUUCAUUGAUGACACCAGCAGCGAGAUCUUGGAUGAGCUCUACCGGGCCACCAAGGAGUACACCCACAACCGCAAAGAGGCCCAGAAGAUCAUCAAAAACCUCAUCAAGAUCGUCAUGAAGUUGGGCGUGCUCUACCGCAACGGGCAGUUCAGCCCCGAGGAGCUGCUGGUGAUGGAGCGUUUCCGCAAGAAGGUCCAUACCUUGGCCAUGACGGCUGUCAGCUUCCACCAGAUAGACUUCACCUUCGACCGCAGGGUCAUGUCGGGUGUCCUCACGGAGUGCCGGGACCUGCUGCACCAGGCUGUCAACGGCCACCUGACGGCCAAGUCCCACUCCCGCAUCAACCACGUCUUCAACCACUUUGCGGACUACGAGUUCCUCUCGGCUCUCUACGGGCCGUCCGAGCCCUACCGCACCCACCUGAAGAGGAUCUGCGAUGGGGUUAACAAGAUGCUGGAGGAGGACAACAUCUGAAGGUGGCUGAGAUGGCAGCGAUGCUGGACUCUGCCUCCUGUGAGACCGAGGACAGGACGUACGCCUGUUUUGACCACCACCAGGCUUGAUGUCCUCUUCUCCUCUGCAGUGCUAAUUUGUUUUCUCCUCAUUUCUACAAAAGACUGAACCUCUUGACUUUGUCUAACCCUUGCCCGGGGUCUGCAAACCGCCCUGUGCUGGGCUGAGUCCUUUUCAGGUGGUCCUGGGCUCCUCCUGUCCACUUUGAUUUCCCUUUUUCCACCAAGUGCUCUUAGCUCAGAGUCCGGGGAACUGGGACUCAUCACCUUGAACUUCCCUCCUGGGGGGAAAAACCAAACCAAAGACUCGCGGUGCGUUAACACCUCUAAGGUGUCUCUGGCCGGGUGGGCAGUUGCUUGGAUGAACGGUUGUGGAGAACCGGGGUUGUUUUCCAGUAGCUCCAUGACAUAGUGGGAGCAAACUAAGGUCCAGGCUUGUGCUGCCCAGGGUAGGAAGUUGCUUCUUGACCUCACCUGGGCUCCUUUCCUCCAUCCAAGAGCCAUCUCCCCGCAUGACGGUACCACUGUGAUGGCUCUGACACCUUCCUCGGUGGUUGUCCAAAGCUCUCCCUCGGAUUUCAUACAUUUUCUGUCUCCUUGACUGAGUUAUGGUUGUUAUUUUUUUAACAAACGCUGUAGCCCUGAUGAGUUAUUUAAAUAAACUCACCUGUUUGGCCUA